GAAAAGAAAAAAAAGAAGCAGUGAGCGUGCACAAAAAGGGAAAUAAGGAGCGGCUCUCGUGCGAGUGAAACACAUCGACGGCGCGUUCCGCGCCAUGCCCGGUGAUCCUCGUCGCGUCAAGGAGGUUAGACGGCCAUUGACCGGCGAGCAGCGGCAGCGUGUUCUACGCGCGCCAAAUACGCGCCGGUUUUGAGGAGUAUUACUAUACAUUGUGGCGGACGGCUAAUUCGAUCGCCGUUGAUCGAUAUAUCGAUUUUCGAGAAUUUAUUCAUUCGAUCGAGUUUUGCACAUCACGACACACGUAGCCUCGCGCUAUAAAUAUUAUGUCGUGCUACGAGCGCCGUGCGAAAAAACGCAACGGAACGUGGAACGAGCACGCGACCAUCACUCGAGGAUUAGGAAAUUUAUUGCCGUGCGCAUGAGAUUUAUCGCCCGGCUCUCGCGGAGGAUGCAGUACUGGCCGCCGGUGUUCCCACGUAGGCGAACUACGUGCCGCGUCGUACCAGUGAUGUUGUCGUGGGUGUCGUCGGGGUCAUCCGCAGCGCUGCUGGACCUGGACCAUGGCCGGCAAGCCUGAGCAAUCAUCCACGCUUCCAGCUCCCCCGAGUCACGGUCAUCAGCAACAUCAUCAUCAUCAGCAGCAGCAUUCGCAACAAGUGCAGCAGCAGGCGCAGCAGCAGCAGCAGCAACAAACUCUUCAGCAAAACAGCGUUCUGGUGUACGUAUCGGGGGAGAACUUCGCGUACGCUACGGCGGUGGGCCAGAAUGUCGCCGCAACCGCUGCUGCCGCUAUCGCGGUCGGUUAUCAGUCGCAGCCGCAGCAGCAGCAGCAACAACAGCAGACGACGCAAUACGCCGGGAUUCUGCAGGCAUCGCAGGUGGCGACGGCGCAGACGACUACGACGACCUUUCCCGCCAAAACCGCCGUAUAUUGUUCCGACGGCAGCGGCGAAAUCAACGUAGGGAGCACCAACAGCACCUCCGGCUGCUGCCGUCUGAAGCCAACGACAACGACAACAACAACGGCGGUGAAUACGGAUGGCAGCGAGUCCAGGCAGCGGGCGCCUUCUUUCCAGACGGACGACGAAGAGGACUACGCGAUGCUGUACCAACAGGCUAAUUUGGGGCAAUCGGCGGCGCCGUGCACAACGGUGACGACGACAACGAUGUUGACACGCGUCGUGACUUCGCGCGAGACUAAGCGUACGCCCGAGAACGGGGAUUCGACGACGGAUAACGGUGGUGAUUCGAUCAUCUCCGGCGUGAAAACGUACCAGACGCGGCUCCAGCACGGCGACGCAACGUACUCUACGCGGAUGAGCAACGAGUACAACGUCGCGGCGGGUUCUCGAAUCGUCGCGCUGUCAAACAAUAAUCCCGUCGGUGACGUCGGUCUUCUCGGCGACGACGGUUGCGUCGCUUACGGUACACCGACCGCUAUCGGCGGCGGUAUCGUGCUACAGAACGUCGGUGAGCAACAGGCCGCGACUAGCGGGGACAACAAAGGCCGGCAGCAGGACAGUUUCAAUAAUCAGCAGACGGCCGUUGCCGCCAACUCGGCGCCAACAUCGGUUGCUACGGCAGUUGUCGGUGUUGGUGACAGUGCGACCGGUAGCGAUUCUGUGAGGUCCGACGAGUCGUCAACCACGUCUACGACCUAUAGCAGUCUCAGCAGUCCGGAUGAGAGUCAGAGUCAUCAACAGACGGGACAACAACACGACGGCGGUCUGACGGCAAGUAACAAUCAUCCCGGCGGUGGUGGUGCGUGCGCGCAGCAGGCUGCGCGUCAGCAGCCGUCGUCGCGUGUCAACGGUAGUAACAAUAACGGUGCGCAGCACAACGCGGUGGUGUUGACAAUGAACGGUAGUGCGGUGGUGCAACAGCAGUCGGCGAUCACCGUGCCACGUGGAUGGAAGAGGAUAUUCACCAACGGGGUCAUCAUCUACAUCAGUCCGAGCAGUACGGCGCUGGGUUCGCUGGACCAACUUAAAGAGUAUCUGACGACAGUGGGAACUUGCAAGUGCGGCCUCGAGUGCCCGUUCAGACCCGAGCAGGUCUUCAACUUUGACCCCAAGGUUGCGACACGACCUUGGAGCCCGGAUCAGGGCAAGACGCGGGAGAUGACCAAGCUCUGCAACCAUAAGAGGAAACUUCUGCUGCCGGCCGCGAUCGCCAGUCCUGUUGCGUCCUGUACACCGGCGGUCUCAUCGUCGACUUUAUCUUCUGGCUCGACAACGGCCUCGAUUCACGCGAACGCCGACUCGCCCACGUCGCCGGAUAAAGCCAGAAAAGAUGGACUCAGCAAGAAGAAGAAGAGGAAACUGAACGGCAUAGGCGGCAUUUAUUCCGGCGUCUCGGUUUCGCAACUUCUGGCACAACGGGAAAGAGCUAUCGCGGUCGCGGCAUCUGGAGUUCAAGGUUCACCGGUGCCUAAUGGAUCGCAGGUAUGGCCAAUCGCGAUCCCGAAUCUGCAAGUCCAACAGAACGGACAACAAAUCUGCCAUCAAUCUUUAAAUUCGCCUUCUCAGAACCACGAUGUGAACAGUUGUGCGAGAAAUCCUCAGCAGAGGCUAAAUCAACAUAAUAUGUCGGGCAUGCUGAUGAACAAUCCGCUGAUAAUGAAUCAGCAAGGUACAAAUUUCAACAAUAUGACUCAGCAGCAGCAGCAGCUUUUACAACAGCAACAUCAACAAUUGGUUUUGCAACAACAACAGCAGCAGCAACAACAACAGCUCAUUCAACAACAUAUAUCGCAACAACAACAAACGCAGCAGCUGCUGCCACAUCAACAGCAGCUGCAGCACAUGCAGAUUUUGCAACAGCAACAAGAACAACAGCAACAUCAGAACUCCGUAGUCAAUCAAUUGGCACCGCAGCAAGCUUCUCAUUACAUCAAUCAGCUGAAUCAGCAGUCAUUGCACGUGAUGCAGCAACAGCAGCAGCACUUGAAUCAGCAGCAACAACAGCAACAACAACAGCAGCUGCAUCUGCAGCAGAUUCAAAAACACAACAUACAGCAGCAGCACUUAGCACAGGAAGUGGAUCAACAACAGUCGGCGACUUAUAACACUCAACAUCCGACUGAAAAUUAUGUGCAUCACGUGCAGUCGCAAGUGCCGAAUCAGAACACUCUCCAUUCGCAGUUGCAUCAACUUCAUCAGCAUCAAAUGCAGCAACAACAGCCGCAGCACGUAGCACAGAACCAGCAUUCUAUACAGCCUCAUACGACAGAUCCUUUCCAAAUGCAGAUUCAGCAGCAACAGCAGCAUCAGCAUCAGCAGCAACUGUCUCAAGUGUGCAUUCAACCGCAGUAUUCAAAUCAACAGCUCAACCAUCACUCUGUAGAUGUGAUGCAGCAACAAUCUGGUUCCGCUGGCAUGACCAUCAAUACCGAUAUUCAAAACAGACACAAUCGAACACCAUCGGUUACUGACGAAGAUCUCAACGCAAAACAAUUACAACAGCAACAACAGCAGCAGCAGCAACAACAACAGCAGCAGCAGCAGCAACAACAACAACAGCAGCAACAACAACAACAACAACAACAACAACAACUUUUGUUAAAUAAUCAUUCGAUGCAACGACAUCACGUGGUUCAGAAUGGUGGCUUAUCGAACAAUCCACACGAGAACGUUCAGCGAAUGUACGCGCAGAACCAAGUCCAAUAUCCGGUGAGAAACUUCGAUCCUUCGAAAGGAACGAACGCGGACGCUAAAAUGGGACAUCAACAACAGUUUGUUUUGUCCAAUCACACGGGAAGAAGCCCGAACGCCAGUCACGUCGUUGAGGCGCAGCAGUCUGGUAUGGGACCAAACGGGCAACCCGGUAAUAUGCAUUUCAACAACAGAACUCCACCGUGGCAGCAAAAUCGCACCGCGGCCGUGUCUCAUCAGCCAUCUCUUGUCACGGUGCAGAACAUUAAUUCGUUCGAUCGUGUGCCACCUCUUCAUCAUCACAUUCCACAGGCUUCGACCUGGACGGACGAGACUGCACGGAAGAAGGCUAAGUCGACUAAGAUAAUAGUUAAAAAGCAGCGACAACACAGUGUUGCGGAAUCGUCGAGAACGAACAACGGACUGGAGCACUCGACACCAAGUCCGGUUGACGAAUUCAAUGAAAAGAAUCAACAAAAUAACGGCCAGAUAGGUUCAACGUUCAACAGCAGCGGUCCUUCGUUCCUAGAGGAUCCUAGUGGAUACCUCGCCCAACAAACAGCGCUGCUGAACAGCACAAUAUCGAGGCAAACCGGUGUCAGUAGUUCUCAAAUGAAUAUAUUGAACAACAAUCCGAAAUCAUCGUCUCAGACGAAUCAUGGCAUGCACGUGCCUAACAAUGCCACCUAUCUUCCUCAACCAAAGCCUUCCUCUAUCGCCAGUCCCACAAGUACCUCGUCGUUCACUUCCGUAAAGAAUCACGCGACCUCGCCUGUUGUCGUACACAGCAGUAUGACACCGACGUCAAGCACCAGCGGCACCGAUUCCGAAAACAGCCCGUGUCAAGGCUGCGUCACGAGCGCCGACACUCAGUCCUACAUUCAGGAUCAGUAUAAACAGCAGCAGAUGCAGCGGCAGUACCUGAUGCACACGGAUCAACGUGAAGAUCCUGUGACCUCGUCGACAUUCGGCGAACGAUACCAAACGAACAACAAUCAACAACAGACUGAUUCCAGACCGAUACAAGGUGGUACUGUGAGCACUAGUCACGGAUCUCCCAUCGGUACGAAUAGUCCUGCCAAUUCAGACACACCGGCAGCUUCGACGCCGGGGAUCUCGCAACCGGCGACCCCGCAGAGUCUCAUCUCGUCACAACCUGCGACACCGCAUAGUUAUUCGCAACCGCCGACGCCUCACUCAUUCACAUCAGGUCAGAUGCCACAGCAAACGGCAACUUCGCAAGCGCAACAACAGCCAUCGCAAUCUCUGAUGCCUAGUGGCAUUCAGGAACAAAGAUCUGAUACUCCUAAUUCUAGUACAAUGAGUUCCAAUGGUAUUCCACCCAGCACCUCGCCGUCUCAAACGUCCUCUAGUUCGGACAAUUUAACAUCUCAAGUGAAACGGCAAAUAACAACUAGACAAAACUCUUUGGAUGGAUAUCAACCUCAUCCACAUACCGUUAAUGCUGUUUCUAGGAUAUCUAUGAAUACUUUUGGAACGUCAUCUGUAAUAACAACUAUGGCGAGCGGUCAUACAGUCAGCAGUAACACGAUCACAUCUGUUCUAGCUGGGAAAGCCAACACUGCUACUGUUUCCAUAAAUACACCAUCUGCGAUACCGAAUCCUGCUUUACCGAAUCUUUUGCCGAGUAAACCACAGCAUCAGGCACAACCUGCGGCAGUACCGGGAACUCCGGUUACCACUCACUCUUCUAUCACACAUAGUCAAUCUACGACGAUAAGCGUGUCGAAAUCUCCGCUUGAAAUGGUCCAAAGCGUUGUUAGCAGUAUACAAGUACCUCAAGCGAGCACAAAUUCGCCGAUGCAACCGCAACCUCAGCAGCAGCAGCAGCAACAACAACAACAGCACCAGCAGCAGCAGCAUCAGCAGCAACAACAACAACAGCAGCAGCAGCAACAACAACAACAACAACAACAACAACAACAACAACAACAACAUCCUCAGGCCAACGUCCAAGUCCACAACGUUCUUACUUCCGGUGGAAUAUUAAAACAUUCUGCCGGAUCGACGCUACCGCCCGGUCAUAUAUUGGUUUCCAGUGGCGGUCAGCUUAUAAUGGCUAGCACUGGAUCGGCUAUUAAUGGCGUAAUGGCGCCUCCUCCACCAAAGAUCAUCUCCAACGCCAAUUCUAUGCCACCGCUGUCGGUGUCGCCGAUGGUUACCAGUGUAACUGGAGCCGUCAGCCAAGUCAUCCCCGCAGUAGGCGUAGCUCAGCAGGUUAUAGGACAACCCACAGUGCUCGUGAACACCAUUCAAACUCCAGUGUUGAUCCAACCCGGUGUGAUGACGAUGGACGGCAUAAGUCAGAAUGUGCAGAUACCGCAUCUGACAGUUGCCACUGGCAACGUUAUUCAGAACACCCAGUCGAUUCUCGAUGCGAAUCAAGACGUGUCCAGAACCGUUAGCGCCAAUCAAGGCAUGACGAUGAAUCGACAGCCAGCGUUGUUGUCACCGGAGUCGGCGAUAACUAAGAAGAAGGCGUACAAGAAACGAAAAGCGAAUCCGCAAACUGUAGCAUCAAUGUUGCACAUUGCGUCGUCCCAGCAGAAUGCCGGAAUGUUGAUGCAGUCGCAGUCAAACUUCGCUCAACAAAACUUUCAGGCUCAAAGCAUAGGCGGACCUAUGCUCCAAGCGUUAACUAUCGUGCCUGGCAAAGGCGGAGCACCGGCACAGCUGGUUAUGAACGGUCAGACUGGCGCAGCAUCCGCACAAUUUAAUACCCAACAAAUAAUCACAAAUCCUCAACCGGCUCAACAAAUAAAUCUCCUGCAACCGGUGAACUUGUUGAACGGAGCGACCGGAAUGGUGCAGAACUUUCCUACUAUCCAGCAGUUUAUUGUGCCUGGUUUAGGUAGCAUGGUUAUGUCCGCUGAUGGAACGGCUACGUUACUGCAAGACACGGGUAAUAUCGGAAUGCAGCUUCAAAUACAGAACGUCAACGGACAAAAUGUGCUGACGCCAGUACAGAGCCACGGUGGAAUAUUUAAUCCGAGUCAAAGCAUUCUGGCUGCCGGACCAGCUGGUAUGGUCAUACGAGCGCCACAAGCAACCGGCGGGAAGAUCAUUCAACAGCACAGUCCGGGAGCGCAGUUUCUCUCGCCGAAUAGCGGUCAAUUUCUGGUAAACGGAACGACGUCUUUUGGAAAUCAGUUGAGCCCAAUAGUGGCGAAUGUCAGUCCGAGUCAACAAGUGACGUUUAACACCUCGCAAGUGAGACCGCCGAGCAUGCAGGGCCAGCAAGAAUUCAUACAGAUGAACGGACAAACCCUAAUGGUACCUUGCGGCACCGCGCAAAAUAUAGCCGUUUCUUCGGCAUCGAAUCAGCAGAACACAACUUUUGUUCAGCAAAACACGACGAUUGUGCAGCAACAGACAACCAUGGUCUCCAACAAUCAGAUACCAAAUUUUCAAAAUACACCUUCUAACGGCGGACAAGCUGUCGAUCCCUCAUUAAAUCUCGAUCACAAUCAGUCGUACAUUCUGAGUUCCGGUGUAAUUCAGGGAAAAGCGGCGUCAUCCUCUCCUAAGAGUGAUGUUAAUUCACCGUCGUCGGAUCAAAACGUCGAGCAACAACAGUACGUGCUCGCCACUAGUAGUACAACCGUCAUGGAAAAAACGGCUCAACAGAAUGAACAGCACAGUCCGCUUAUGGCGAGGCAUUCUGUAUCGACACAAACGGCAGGCAAUCAAACGAAUGUGGCGCAAUCGACAAUGAUGCGGCAAGGAUCGCCUCCCGACACUACCACUCAUAGUCCAGGAAAUAGUCAGAGGUCCAAUAGUCCGGCUGUGGAUACCACUACGCACGGUGCAGCUUCGCCAGCACCUCCGAUCACCGCUAGACAUCACUCAUCAUCAACGCCGAUGGUUCACUGCGUGUCGAGUAGCGAGCCAGACUCGGGCGAUGCGCAGGUAGCAUCGGAGGAUUGGAGAAUGCAGAGUGUCGCCACCAAGGAGAUCACGUUGAAUCAGCCGAGCUUGCACGGAAAGACCUAUGUGGAAUCGACGGUGACCACUGGGAUCCAGAUCUAUACGUCAGAGACGUUGAAGCAAGCCGAAGGUGUGGUGAGCACGGUGAGGUGCGAGGGCAGGGAACAUGCCCUCGGCCGCGGAAUCAAGCGAAAGCUGGACUCCAUCCAUUCCAUGUAUUCUACUCUGCAUGAAGACCAAGAUGUAGCCGAGACAAAGGACAUACACGACGGGAACCAAUGGAAACUGAUGGUCGGUGAACUAGUGUGGGGCGCAGCAAGAGGAAGUCCGGCCUGGCCGGGAAAAGUCGAGUCUUUGGGUCCUCCGGGUUCUAUGACAGUUUGGGUCCGAUGGUACGGGGGCGGGGGCGGUCGCACCCAAGUCGAUGUCAAGACCCUCAAGUCUCUCUCGGAAGGCCUCGAGGCGCAUCAUCGUGCCCGUAAAAAGUUUAGGAAAAGUCGUAAAUUGAAUAUGCAAUUGGAAAACGCGAUACAAGAGGCGAUGGCGGAACUGGACGAGAUGACGGAGGCCUCCAGGCAGCAGAAAGAUGCAAAAAAGUCGCCUAAAGUAACAUCAUUGCAACCGGCAACCAGCUCGAAGGGCGUCAGCAAGACGGAGACCAAAAGAACGUCGAAGAGAAUCGUGGCAGCCACCGCGGACCAUGCCAAAGCCGAACAGAAACAAUACCGGUGAUCCGUGUCGAUCACGAUAGUUUAGCGUGCGACGAUCAUCGUAUCGAACAACGACACUUUUAUCACGGGCCACGAAGUCUCAAAGAUCUUUGUGCAGAUAUGUAAUUAGUGAGCGCUCUUUGUCUCAGUUAAAUAAAUUAUUAAUAAAUUCACAUACGUUCUCCCAUAAAUUAUUGAUACACUUCCGUUCGCUUCGAGUCGAAUGCAAUUAGUACAAUCGCGACGUCAAACAGCGAUUGCAAGCACGCACGACUAUUAUUAGUAUUGUUGUUAUUAUUCUUAUUAUUAUAAAAAAAUGGAAAACUGACACGGUUAUUAUCCAACAAUUGUUUUACCUAAAAGAAUUGCUGCAGAAAGUAAAUAAUUUGUGGUUCUACGAUAGAGUAUGCUAAAUAUGUCAGAAACGAGAUGAAGUGUUGCGAAUCACUUCAAGACACGACUUACUGAACUUACUUCGACGAUCGCUGUGAUUUAACUUCAUACAAACAGAGUCAAGAUUCUCUCCUGAAUCGGCACGAAGGUUUUUAUCUCUUUGAGCAAAUCGUGACGAUAAAACGUUAAAAAGUUUUCAUAAAACUUUAUCCAAAAUACGCUUCGAGACGCUUGCAAUAUCGCAUGAUUGUAUGUGAAAAAAGCGCCUCUACAUAACAUAAUCAAAAAAAAAAAGCUUGUUUUUUAAGCUUACUUUAAGCUUAAAAUUUCGAUGUACAGUUGUAUUAACAAAUCUCUCACAUAUGACAACACAGCGGCAUUUUUCAAGCAGUUUCCCGUUUCUUGUAAAUUCACCGACGAAGCCUAAAUAACGAAUAGAAAAUACUUGCAGUAUAUCUCUUCGUUUCUUUUGUUUUGCUACGAAAAAAAAAAAAAAAAAAAACGAUGUCCUCUUAACGAAUAUGUAAAAUUGCAAUUGCAUGAGCUGAUAGCGAAAUGCAAGAAACAUUUACGGCCGAUUUUAUCAAAAUAGAGGCCUACUACAGCAUGCAUUCUUAGAUUAUUUAAGACACAUGUAUGUAUAAUCCAUAUGUAUAAAAAAUUAAAAUUACGAUGGGAGAUAAAAUUUGAUCGUGUUUAAAGGGCGCUUGUGCGCGUUUCGUUUUACUCGACGAGAAUGAUUGAUUCUUUCACGGAUUUCGUUACCGAAGCAACAACACGAAAGAAAGUGUUUCGACUUUGAUCUUUCGAUAAUAUAAUGUACAUUAUACGAUCUCUCCCUUAUUUGUUAUGCGACAUUUUUACGAUUUACACGUACAAUUAAAGAAAAACGUAGACGUUUUCUGAGAAAAAUAAGUAACUCGCCCACACACAUAUUCGUGCAAUCGUAUUAAGCAGACGUGUAUAGGUUUAAAAAGAUAUUUUUGCAAACAAAUCUUCAUUACACUAUCCUUCCCCUCCUCUUCCCUCUUCCUCCUCACAUAGAGAGUAAAAGCAUUGUUUUAGAGAGCUAUACAUCUAAGAUGAAUCAUUGUUUUUAUCGUGACGAAGUCGCGCCGCAGAGACUCGUUGAACCGUUUUAAAUCUACAUAUGUACAUACGUCCGCAGGACGUUUUAGAGAAACCGAGUGAUCGUGAGGGGUUUUUUUUUUUUUUUUAACGAUGUUCCUCGAAUGACGUAAUUCCGGAACACGCUGCGACUGAAUAAUUCACGAAUCAAUUUUAUAUACAGUAGCACACAGCAAUCGAAAGAGACUGCUGCGGAGAGAGCGGCGCUCGGGAAUUUUUAACAAGCACACGCGAGCAAUUCAUCGUUAACAUUGUUUUAAAUUGAUUCAGUUUUCGCAGAGAUAACAACAAAAAUUUUUAGAUUUUCGAAACAAUAAAAAAUUCACAUUUUAGUACGUAAAACGUAACCAAAACAAACGCGUUUUCUCUCAUUUGUGAAAUUGCUCGCAACAAACAUGGUUUUUUUUUUUCUAAACAUUUUCUGUCGUUUCUUGAUUAUUACAGAAUUCGACGCGAACUCCAUUUUUCUCUUUUUCAAAUAAAUUCAUACGCGAGAUUGCACUUGCUAGAAUACAACAUACUUAAUGUGUAAAAAAAAAAAUAGUAGUAUUUUUUUAUCGACAAAUAAUGAAUUUGUGAAACAACAAACUAUUGAGUGAGCGCAUUUACAAUUAUUUACAAUUAUCAAGUUAAUUGCGCGGCGCGUUCUAAAACGUAUGAUAGACAAUAAGAUGCAAGUAUCAAAAACAAAAAACAGAACUCUCGCGCGAUUUUGUAUUCACGUUUCCUGCGACUCGUGACUUUGAUUUUGCAAUGUGUGCACGCGUGCAUUCUAAAUUCUGAUCGAUGUUGUCAAACAUCAAACGUUGCAAUUGUAUUUGCACAAUGCUUAAUUAUAAAAAAAAAAAAAGAAAAAAAAACGGGUCCUCACACACAUAUAUAUUUUAAUGGUACAUUACAUCUGUAAAUACGUCAACUGAUAAUAACUGUCGUAAAUAAACUGUCGUAAAAUAACAAAUACAGAUUUAAGAAAAGCCAAUGUGAGUAACGUGUGUAUGGAUACAUUAUUGUAUUACUCGCAGAAACGCGCGCGCACAUCUCAAACUUAAAUUUACUGCUGAGAUUAAAUCAGAAAGCUGUUCUAUAUCAAAAACAAAAAAAAAAAAUAUAUAACUGCUUGACGUCACCGUAUAUAUAUAUAUAUAUCCGCGAGAAACCACAAACUUUUCACAAAAAGUUUUUCCGCCAACAAAAUCAAUAGGUCUACGUUUUCGCAAAGCGGAAAGUAUUGUCUGAGUCAUGUCUAUUACUUUUGCUUGAUAUAUUUUUCUUUCCUCGACGUAACGCUGUAAAAUGACACAAAAGACUUAAAGAACCAAGCUUUAAAAAAAAAAAAUAAAUAAAUAAAUAAAAAAAACUAUAAGUAACACAAUUUUUCCGCGAUUGUGACUUAGGCCAUUUUCAUACAAAUCUCAUGGGGAUUUUGCGAGCACGUUUCCCGUCUCUGACGACAAUUAUAUCAAAGUAAAUCAAAAAGCGCUCGCGAUAUCACAUAUUACUCGCUAAGUCUCACAAAUAAGUCUUCGACAGUGGGGAAUUCUUGUUUCUCCGCGAUACGAUUCGUAGCAUUUAAUCGUGACCAAGAACGCGUUGCAUUGCGACGCGACACGUUUUAUUUGAUAAAUGGCGAAAGACAUAUCACCGGUCGCGAACGACAAUUUUUCAAAAUCCACAUGUUUUCGGUAAAAGCAUGCUGUGCGAAAAAAAAAACAUAAAUAAAGAAGUAAGAUACAAACAUUUUUAAGAAUACGUAAACUGGCUGGCAUUGCUGUACACACACACAUAUACGGGACCGUUUAACAUUAAGAUAUUUCUAAAUUUAAUUUGUAGCUCCAACUUUAACAAACAACUCGGAGCACUUGAGGGUCGUUUUUUAUGAGAAUCUCGACACACAGAAAUUUAAAAAAAUUUGACUAAAUUAAACCUAACAAAAAAAACAAAAAAUACACUUAAAGUGUGCACGAGACUAUUUUGUAUUGACACGUAACGCAAAGGUUUACCCACGCGAUCACUAUUCCUCUGAUAAAUAAAUAAAUGAGCCGGGAUAAUCGUAAGAUGUGUUUUUUUCUGAAAGAUUUUACUGUUGCGAACUUUGUGACUUUUGCAAAAGCGGCCCUCAACGUAGAUCUUUGCUAGUUUUUCUUCUUUGGAAUCGAAUAUAAAAAUCAGCUUGCCGAGAAUAUACUUGUCUCUGCGCUCUCUCGCAUUCAAUACGAGAAGAAGCGUGUGGGUGAUCAUAGCUUAAAAAAAAAAAC
Messenger RNA from Pseudomyrmex gracilis, 12087 nucleotides. RefSeq names its product protein split ends. The transcript has 9 exons. Gene Ontology annotation, cellular component: chromocenter; nucleus. The coding region runs from base 561 to 8333 and encodes 2590 amino acids. The record is from RefSeq and is a predicted model, not a curated record. NCBI's taxonomy places the organism in Eukaryota, Metazoa, Arthropoda, Insecta, Hymenoptera, Formicidae. Gene Ontology annotation, molecular function: chromatin binding; DNA binding.